Arabidopsis lyrata subsp. lyrata is the source of this 3002-nucleotide messenger RNA. RefSeq names its product E4 SUMO-protein ligase PIAL1. Gene Ontology annotation, molecular function: SUMO ligase activity; zinc ion binding. The transcript is spliced from 17 exons. The record is from RefSeq and is a predicted model, not a curated record. Bases 206 to 2788 code for a protein of 860 amino acids. NCBI's taxonomy places the organism in Eukaryota, Viridiplantae, Streptophyta, Magnoliopsida, Brassicales, Brassicaceae. Gene Ontology annotation, biological process: protein sumoylation.
GAAUAAAACUAGACUAGAACUAGAAGGGAAUUUAGUAAUAACUAUGAGAAGUUUAAGGACUGCUUUGUAAAAUAAAAAAAACAUUGAGGAGUAAACUGCUAACUAUAAAAUGACGCAAGCUACUCGCUAGUCGUGGUGUCGGCUUAGUUAGACUUAUUUAUAUCCUGGAAACUUCCCGGAGAAGGAGAAGAACUUUCAAGUUUCAAUGGUGAUUCCGGCGACUUCUAGGUUUGGGUUUCGAGCUGGAUUCGACACCAAGGAGUUUCAAGCUUUCUGCAUCUCUCUCGCUAAUGAAAUCGAUGCGGCUAUUGGGAAAAAUGAAGUUCCAGUGAAUAUUCAAGAGCUGGCUUUAAUCCUCAAUCAUGUGUGCCGACGUAAAUGUGAUGAUUAUCAAACGAGCGCGGUGGUAAUGGCGCUGAUGAUCUCAGCCAAGAGUGCUUGUCAGCUUGGAUGGUUCCCGCAGAGAGAGACUCACCAACUGUUGGCUAUCAUAGACUUGAUGUGGAAUAGUUUCAGCUGUCCUGAAACUGUCACCCCUAGUCUAAAUAGCCCCGUCAGUCUAAUAUCGCAGGUCAUAGAGAGGUUCUAUCCAUGUGUGAAGCUGGGGCAUAUUCUUGUUUCUUUUGAGGCUAAGCCAGAAUCAAAGAUGUUGGUGAAGGACUUCCAUAUUUCAAAGGCGAUGCCACAUUCUCACAAACAGAGGGUAGGAUUAUUUGUGGUCUGGACAGAGGACAUAAGCAGAUCUAAUUGUAUUGUACAUCCACAAGAAGUCAGCUUUUUGUUAAAUGGAAAUGGCGUUGACAAGAGAGUUAACAUCUCAAUGGAGUCUGGGCCGCAGCUUCCAACUAAUGUUACUGCCCUGCUCAACCCUGGGGCAAAUCUUCUACAAGCAAUAGGCUGUUUUCGAGGUAGUUACUUAAUUGCUAUUGCUUUCAUGGAUGUCAUACCGCUGCCCGACAAACCGUUGCUGAAAGAUUAUGUUCAUCCUGAAGUCAUUGAAUCAAACUCAGAUUGUGACAUAAUUGAGGGGCCAUCAAGGAUAUCUCUCAGUUGUCCUAUCAGCCGAACGCGUAUCAAACUUCCUGUGAAGGGUCAUGUCUGUAAACAUCUUCAGUGUUUUGAUUUCUGGAAUUAUGUCAACAUGAAUACAAGACGACCAUCAUGGCGCUGCCCGCAUUGCAAUCAAUCUGUUUGCUAUACUGACAUCCGUGUAGAUCAAAAACUGAGAAAGAUUCUAGAAGAAGUGGGACGUAAUGCUGCAGAUGUGGUUAUCUCUGCUGAUGGAACAUGGACGGUUGAAACGGAAAACGAUGAUGACGUGGAACUUGUGCCGGAAACCACUCAUGACCAUGGAGAUCCAAAUAGUUUCAUAAACUUGGGGCCUACUGUUUCGAAUCUUGCCAGAGAUGAGAAUGAAAUGGAAACAUCCGGUGGCACCCAAGUCGAUGAACAGAAUCCUUGUUUAUCUGAGAUUCAGGGUCCGUCAAAUAACACACAUAGGCCUGCUACAGAUUACACUAUGCUUAACCAGUCUCCUGCUUCAAUCAACACACUGCCACAAACUCUGAAUGCCUUUGAUGGUCAACAAUUCGUGAAUUUACCACAAGUAGUAAACACCCGAGAUUCAGCAGCAAGACAAGCCUCACCUGUGACAUUCUUACCAACCUCAUCUCCACAAGAUAUAUUAGCUACUAAUGCGGCAAACUUUGGCACAUCAAUGCCGGCUGCUCAGUCUUCUCAGUUUCAAGGCUCACAUGUUACGUCCCUUGGAAAUUGUCAAGGAAGAACUUCUGAUUUGAUGGAGAGAUGGAACCACAUCCAUGGACGUGGCAGAAAUCAAACUCAAUUGCCACCACCUGCACCUCUGUCGCAGCAUCAUUAUGCGAUGCAGAAUCAGAGCCCGUCCCCUGCACAGCAAAGACCAGUGCCAUCUUAUAUUGUACAUCCUCAAACUUUACCUGUCAACUACGGAGGGAACACCCAUCAAAGACCGAUGCCAUCUUCCAUUGCACAUCCUCGAACUUUAUCUGUCAACUAUGGAGGGAACGCCCAUCAAAGACCGAUGAACGCUGACCAAAGACCGACGCCAUCUUCAAUUACACAUCUCCAAACAUUACUUAACUACAGAGGGAGCGCCCAUCAAAGACCGAUGCCAUCUUCCAUUACAAAUCUCCAAACUUUACCUGUCAGUUACGGAGGGUACGCCCACCAAAGACCGAUGUCAUCUUCCAUUACACAAUCCGGAACUUCACCUGUCAACUACGGAGGGACCGCUGACCAGAGACCAAUGCCAUCUUCCAUUACACAUCCCCAAACUUUACCUGUCAGCUACGGAGGGAUCGCUGACCAAAGACACAUGCCAAGACCGAUGCCAUCUUCCAUUACAUAUCUCCAAAGUUCACCAGUUAACUAUGGAGGGUCCACAGACCAAAUACUGAAUCCUGGUGGUGCAAUGGGACAGUUCUCAUCACGAGACUUCAUAAAUUUGACUCCUGCUAACACUGAGAAUUGGCACCCACAAAGCCGGAUGCGUGGCAGCCUAGCACCUGGUACGAAUUAUGACCAUAUGAUCAUUCGACCUACCCGUCCGGUUCUACCACUAGCUCAAACACUUCCUGCGCCUCUUCCUACAGCUUAUAAUGGAGCAGAUGAAAUUCAAGCAUUUUUGGUGGACCCAAGCUAUCCCGUUAGUAAUAACGAAACGCAAGUGGGGACUAGUUCAAUGCCCGUGGCAGAGGGUCUUGGGUAUUCAGGGUCGUUUUGGUCAAUGCCUCCUGAGACAUGGUGAUAUAUGAUGGUUUAGAGAUUGUAGCACACGGUCACUAACAAAAUCAGUCAGUAGUAAGAGUAUAUAACUAAGGCCUUUCUUUUUUGGCACUAACAGCUUUAGGCUUCCGGUACAUAUAUGGGACAAGUUCUUGAUGUAGCGUAUUCCUGAGAUUUACUUCAUGUGAAACAUUAUAGGGUACCUAUUUACUAUAACAAUUUCGCUUUCUUCUGCA